Scheffersomyces stipitis CBS 6054 is the source of this 1170-nucleotide messenger RNA. It is a transcript of the gene PEX13, whose product is annotated as peroxin. Gene Ontology annotation, cellular component: peroxisomal importomer complex; peroxisomal membrane; peroxisome. Gene Ontology annotation, molecular function: protein binding. The annotation marks the transcript as partial. The record is from RefSeq and is a predicted model, not a curated record. Lineage: Eukaryota; Fungi; Ascomycota; Pichiomycetes; Serinales; Debaryomycetaceae. Gene Ontology annotation, biological process: protein import into peroxisome matrix, docking. The transcript has 2 exons.
AUGUCUUCUGCUCCUAGAACAAAGCCGUGGGAAGUCAGCUCUGGAACCUCAGCUGCUGCCGUGUCCGGCUCCGCUUCCGGAGCUAUACCCUCGCAAACUUCUACUCCCAUAAACCCAUCAGCAUCUACAUCCUCAUCAAUAAACACAUCAGCUGGACCGGGCGCCAUUCCGGAAAGACCCCAGCUGCUCACAGCCGACUUCGGUUCCAUGGCCUCAGCUUCACCCUACGGCGGUGCUGGUAUGACCAACGCCAACCGGUAUGGGAUGGGAUCGUAUGGGCUGCUGAUGUAUGGGUCCGGGAUGGGCUCUGGAAUGUAUGGGCUGUCGAUGUAUGGCGGUCUCGGUUCUUCUAUGUAUGGUGGUGGUUAUGGCUCUGGAAUGUAUGGCAUGGGAGGGUACGGUUCAGGCAUGUACGGAAUGGGAGGUUAUGGCUCAGGCAUGUAUGGCCAGCCAGGAAUGAUGGGAGGAGCUUUGGGUGAAGGUACCCAGGCCACCUUCCAGCUUAUUGAGUCGAUUAUAGGAGCUGUGGGAGGUUUUGCUCAGAUGUUGGAGGCUACUUAUAUGGCAACGCAUUCUUCAUUUUUCACAAUGGUUUCGUUGGCGGAGCAGUUUGGAAACUUGAAAAAUGCUUUGGGAUCUCUUUUGGGUAUCUAUGCUUUGAUUGCUUUUAUCAAGAAGAUCUUCUACAAAGUCACGGGCCAGACGUACAACUACGGCAUGAACUUGAAAGAGUUCUCCAAGUUCGAGAAACAACAGAAGAAGCUUGAAGACAAUAUCAAGAGGCAACAAGGCCAAUUGGCUGGCUCCAGUAAAUCCAGAAUCUCUCUUAAACCAUUAUUGCUCUUUUUGGCAGCCUCCAUAGGAUUCCCUUACUUGUUGAGUAAGGCCAUUCAGAAGCUCAAUGAGCAGAACCAGCGUAGACAACGUGAACAACAACAACUCAUGGGACCUGGUGGUGCUCCGUUUGAUCCCAAUAACUUGCAAUUUGCUAAGACAUUGUAUGAGUUCAAUCCAGAGAACCCCAACAUGGAAAUCGAGUUGAAGCCCAACGAGUUGGUGGCCAUUCUUUCCAAGCUUGAUCCUUUAGGAAACGAAAGCAAGUGGUGGAAGGUCAGAUCCAGACUGGGUAAAGUAGGGUACGUUCCUCUGAACUACUUGAGUGUCAUAGAU